GACCUCGGGGAUAGGUCUUUGGAGGGGUACGGAGUAGGGAGGCCUUCUCCAGGGGACCUCACAUUAGAAGUAGAACCAUACUCAGGAAAAGCAGGAGGGACUUACACAGUGGCCCCCUUCCUUGGGGCAGCAGGCUGAGGUUGUACCUUGCUGCUGGGGUGUCGUGGGUGCCUGUGCACUGCUCCUGGCGACCCUCGCAGCAGCCCUUCCUGUGAUGGGAGGCCAGGCUGCGCGUCCGUCCUGCAGCCAUCUCCAGGGCUGGGGCUCAAGGCUGGGGCGCAGCUCCUCACGCCUCAACCGGCCACCUGAUGGGCCAGCCGCAGCCCUGCGUCCCCCCGCCUCUGGCUGCUGGUGUGUGCCCUCCAGCCUCGGCCCCGCUCCCAGAGAGGCCACAGUGCUCUUACUUUCACACGUGCGCUUUCAGACCCACGGGGGGUGGUGGUUCUCGGUGGGCCAGCAGCGACGUCUUCCGGCGUCAGAGCGGGCCGCAAACCGCUUUCGCAAGUUGAGAUACGUCCGCGCUCUGUCAGCAGCGCGCACCGUGGAGUGCUGUUUUUAGUGCACCCACAGAGUUGUGCAGCCAUGACCUCUGUCUAGCUCCAGAACAUUCCAUCACCCCGAAAUGAGCCCUUUGUCCAUUAGCAUCACUGCCCCAGCCCCCGGGAACUAGUCUCUCUCUCGAACAGCUUCAUUGAGAGAACGAUUCACGUGCGGACAGUUCUCCCGUUUGAAGUGCACAACUGACCGGUUUCUAGCACUUUCACAGACAGGUGUGGCCACCUCCACAUUUCCCUCACCCCGAAAGCCGCCAGUGCCCUGUAUCCGCGGCCUCUUACCUGUGCUCUUUGUCCAUUUGCUGUUCUCAUGUAGCCGGCGGGGGGGGGGUGACUGGAGGCAGAGAAAGGCUGGCGCAUUCUGAGGCGUCCUCUCCUUCCUCUGUGGCCGUAUCUGACCCUGAUGCCUUCCUGCUGUCCUGGGCACGUAGGCUCAGUGUGCCCGCGAGCCGGCCCGGUGUGGUGGAGCAGUCAGUCGUCCCAAAGCCAGGAGUCCGAGGCCCUGCGUGCUGGGCUCCUGGUCCUCGCAGAGGCGCCCGGGCCCCAGGGAAUCGCCCAGCCUGCAGCCACAGCCCUGCUUGUCCAGAGGCCCUGAUGGGGGGUGCCAGAGCCGAGUGCAGCCGGCCACUGCAUGGGUCCUGAUGCUGGAGGGGAGGGGUUUCCUUCUGCUGCGCUUCCACGCUGCCAUCCGUGGUCCCUGGGAGGCUCCGGGUGCAGACGUGCUGUUGCCUGGAUUAGAGGCACCGGGCCUGCUGGGCCCCACACGAGUGCUUUCUCUGGCAGCUCGGUGGUUUACCCGCGGGAAGCGUGCAGGUCGGCCGAGCCCUAGUCACAGUCGUGCAGUUCUCACCAGGGCUAAGCUUAAGACAUCCCCCUCCCCAGCCCUUGGCUCCCACGAGCCCCCUUUCCGUCCGUGGACGUGUCACAUACGUGGACUCACACCUUGCAUGGCCUGUGUCCGCUUCCCUCUCUGUGCGUUGUGGUCCGUCCUCCCUCCCGCUCGCAGCCAGGGACACUCCUGUGUAUGGGGAACCGUGUGUGUACCCGUUUCCCCAUCCCAGUGCACAUUUCGGCCGCUUUCACCUCACGCCCUCCCUGAGUCGGCCGCUCUGAACACCGGGUGUCUCCCAUCAGGUUGCUGGGCGAGCGGGGCUGCCGUGCUGUCCGUGUCCCAAGCGGCAGGCGGCGCGCCCAGCGGUUACUGACGCCCGCUGGUGCUGUUGGUGCGUUGGGCAGGGCCCCCGAGGGUCGGCGCUCAUCCCCGAGAGACAGGCCCACACCGUCCACGAGCUGAGCGGGAUCACGAGCGUCCCCACUUCAGAACACCUGGCCUUGGACUUCCCAGCAGGUCCCGCCGAGCAGCUCUUGGGGACCUGGCCCAGAAGCCUAACCUGAGAUUUGACCGCACCCCCAGGAUGCCCUAGUCCGUCCAUGGUACCCACGGGGAGGAGACUGGUUAGGGGUUGUCCCUCAGCCACCUGCGAUCCUGGGGUCUUUCACAAGAACGUGGCCUAGUUGUGUUUCUGGAAUGUUCUGAAACCCCCAGUGGGAAGAAGUUCCGGAGCAAGCCCCAGCUGGCGCGGUACCUGGGGGGCUCCAUGGACCUGAGCACCUUCGACUUCCGGACGGGCAAGAUGCUCGUGAGCAAGAUGAACCGGAGCCGCCAGAGGGUCCGCUACGACUCGGCCAGCCAGGCCAAGGGCAAGCCGGACCUGAACACGGCCCUCCCUGUCAGACAGACGGCGUCUAUCUUCAAGCAGCCGGUGACCAAGAUCACCAACCACCCCAGCAACAAGGUGAAGAGUGACCCACAGAAGGCCGUGGAGCAGCCUCGGCAGCUUUUCUGGGAGAAGAAGCUGAGUGGUCUCAAUGCCUUCGACAUUGCCGAGGAGCUCGUCAAGACCAUGGACCUCCCCAAGGGCCUGCAAGGCGUGGGGCCAGGCUGCACGGACGAGACCCUGCUGUCAGCCAUCGCCAGCGCCCUGCACACCAGCACCAUGCCCAUCACUGGGCAGCUCUCCGCCGCCGUGGAGAAGAACCCUGGGGUGUGGCUGAACACGGCCCAGCCCCUCUGCAAGGCCUUCAUGGUAACCGAUGAGGACAUCAGGAAGCAGGAGGAGCUGGUGCAGCAGGUGCGCAAGCGGCUUGAGGAGGCGCUGAUGGCCGACAUGCUGGCUCACGUGGAGGAGUUGGCCCGGGACGGCGAGGCACCUCUGGACAAGGCCGGCGCCGACGAGGACGACGACGAGGACGACGAGGACGACGAGGACGAGCCCGACCAGGACCAGGAGAUGGAGCACGUAUAAAGCAGAGGCCCCGUGGAGGCCUGCGUGCGGGGAGCCCCCUGCAGACUCCGCUGUCUCUACACUCGGACCAGGCUUUGGGGCCCGGCCCAGCAGGCCGGGGAUGAUGGCAGCCCCUCCUAGGCCUUCCCAGGCGUAUCCCCUCCUCUGGGUCCACCGGGGCACGGCUGGAGGACGGUUCCUGCCUGACGGGCCCCCCCCGUUUGCUCUCCUCUGAAGGGUCUGGGUCCAGAAGCCCCCGUCGCCCUGGGCCUGGCUGCAGUGGGCCCUCCUUGGAGCCCUCCCCCCACCCUGGACUCGGGCCAGCCUCGUCCCCACGGCCACAUCACACAGGACAGCUGCCGCGGGGCGGCCUGUGAGGGUCCCCAAGGGGCUGGAGAAAUAUUUUUUGGAACAGUCUUGCUCCUUGCUCCUAGCGUGUGAGGGACGCUGCUCCAGGGUCCGCACGUUAGCCCUCCAGGAAGGGGGUGCGGGAAGGCUGCCCUGCGUGCCCACUGGCGGGCGAGACCAUGACCGCUCCGAGCUCAUCUGAAGGCAAACGCACAGCCCAGACGUUUUCCUUCAAUAAACCCAUGUACAAACGAGGCUGGACGUCCGCUCAACUGCUCAGCCCAUGUGUCUGCUGCACAUGGAGGCGAACUUUGCCUUUGUGUCGGGGGAGCUCACUGUCGACAGCGCAGCCGACCCUGCCCGCGGUCAGCCGGCCACCGACGCCAGCCAACUCCUGGCCAACGUCCCGGUCCGGGGCUCCAAGGCAGCUGUGCCACCGGCCAGGGCUCCUUGUCCCCCUCCCCCUGUGGCGGGGACGGUGACACCCGGCGCUCAGGGCCAGAGCUGGUGCUGGGGCCACGGCCUCUCCAGCGUCCUGUCCUGGGUUGUGUUCUGUGGGCCCAGCGUUUCCAGCACCCGCUGCCCAGAGCAGCGGCCUCAGAGGAGCUCGGGGUGCAGAGGCUGUUGGAACCGUGUCACUCCGCCUGCCGCCUCUUAGCCGGAGUGCCUUGGGUGAGGGGAGCCCUCCCGUCCCUGCUCAGCCCCGGCCCACAGCCCAAGACUGUUGUGUGGGACCUGGGCUGUUGCAUGUGUGGCUGUCACCCUGGCUGAUGCGGAGGGUGGGGGAGGUAGUGGGAGGCACCUGGCGGUCCGAGGACGCCGGCCCAGCUCGGCACACGGCAGCAUCGGGCCCGGCCCAUCAAAGCACAAAUCCUCUGGGACCAGCGUGGGAGUGCGUGCAGGCCCGCAGGGGGGCGCGGGCCACCACCGGCCCCCAGGAGGGCCCCUCCCCUGCGGCCACAUGGCCUCCUGCCCUUCAGAGGUCACAGCUGCUGAGGGAGCUCUGUCUGGGGCUGGCCCCUGCGUGGGCCUGAGGUCCAGGUGCUGGGGGCCCCUGCCCAGCAGGGGGGACUGUGGGGCCCGGGAGGCGCCGUGUCCUGUGGGCGACUGUUGAAUAAAGCCGUCUCAGUGAGUGUG
This is a messenger RNA of Lutra lutra (Eurasian river otter), 4324 nucleotides long. RefSeq names its product methyl-CpG binding domain protein 3 (gene MBD3). The coding region runs from base 2153 to 2860 and encodes 235 amino acids. NCBI's taxonomy places the organism in Eukaryota, Metazoa, Chordata, Mammalia, Carnivora, Mustelidae. The transcript has 7 exons. Gene Ontology annotation, molecular function: DNA binding. The record is from RefSeq and is a predicted model, not a curated record.